This is a messenger RNA of Epinephelus moara (kelp grouper), 1936 nucleotides long. RefSeq lists its product as uncharacterized. Lineage: Eukaryota; Metazoa; Chordata; Actinopteri; Perciformes; Serranidae. The transcript has 11 exons. The coding region runs from base 241 to 1521 and encodes 426 amino acids. The record is from RefSeq and is a predicted model, not a curated record.
GAAACCCUAAUACAACAUAUAUGUGCUGAGCAUUUUACACCGGACUCUUUCAGUAACCUAUUUCAGUUCCAGUCAACCUUUGCCACUAAACUCUGGCUCAAUGUUGGAGCCAUACCAACUCUCCGUGAGACGCCUUCAACAUCGGAGGAGGUGAGCACACCACAAAUCAGUGCAGGAAAAAGACAUGUUUCCUGCCAGACUGAUCCCCCCACCACAUGCACCGUUGGCACUCGGUUGUCUAUGAGGACAUUACAGCCACACUUCAGAACUACAGCUGUCCAGGCCUCUGUGUCCUGCAAAGACAGUUGUACAUCCACACUUCCUAGUGCAGCCACCAACCCCCUUUUAACUUCCACACCCACGAAGAGACCGGCAAAAAGACCUCGUGAGGAAAUGGAGGAGGAAGAGGAGGAUCCAUCUGAGGGCACAUCUUCAAUGGCAGAGUCACGAGGGGAGGAUGUCACCUAUGAUCCUGCAAGCUCUGUCUCACUGUCACUUUCAACAGACAUGUCUGGUGUAGUAUCAAACGCCCCGCACAAGACCAAGAAGUAUAUUGUGCAUGAGUCCUGCAUUAUGGAGCUGUUUGAGUUGUGCCCUAUUUGCAAGUGUGUGUGUGAGGUUCGGACCAAGACAAUUGGGACAUUCCUAACCGUGGACCAACUGUGUCCACAUUGUCAGUUCACCCGGCAUUGGAAGAGUCAGCCUGUUCUGGGGAGUACUCCAGCUGGGAACAUCGAACUUUCUGCAGCGGUGUACAUCAGUGGAGCAUCUUUCUUCAAACUUCAGAAGAUCUGUAAAGCUAUGCAACUGCAGGUGUUCCAAUAUGACACCUUUCGUCGACAUGCCCGUAUCUUCAUUGAGCCAGCGAUUGUACACCAGUGGACCUCUUCACAGAAUGACAUCCUACAACGUCUCAGCACGGAGGGCAAGGCCAUUGUUGGCGGUGACAUGAGGGCUGACUCUCCAGGGCACUCCGCAAAGUUUGGAAGCUACACCAUGAUGGACCUCAAAACCAACAGAGUUAUUGAUAUUCAAUUGGUUCAGAGCAACGAGGUUGGUGGAAGCUACCACAUGGAAAAAGAGGGGCUGCAGAGGAGCCUGACCUUGUUAAAUGAACGGGGUGUGACUCUGGACUGUAUUGUUACUGACCGUCAUCCACAAAUCCAGAAAUUCCUGACGGAAAGCAACAUCACCCAAUUCUUUGACGUUUGGCAUAUCGAGAAAGGAAUUUCAAAGCAACUAGACAAGUACGCCAAGAUGAAAGACUGUGAGAGGUUACGGAAGUGGAUGCGUUCAAUCAAAAAUCACAUCUACUGGACUGCAGCAUCAUCCACGACUGGACCUGAGAGGGUGGCAAAAUGGAACUCCAUCCUAAACCAUGUGCAGAAUAUCCACACACAUGAGGACCCCAUUUUCCCUAACUGCCAACAUGAACUGCACAAAACCAGGGACAAAAAGAAAUGGCUGAAAGCAGGAACACCAGAAUUCUUCAAAUUGGAGAAGGUCAUGUCGAACAAGUGAAUCCUGAAAGCUGUGGAAAAAAUCAUUCCCCACCACCAAACAUCAUCUGCGGAGGCUUUCCACAGUGUCAUCCUUCGUUUUGCACCCAAGAACAUGGUUUUUCCUUUUCUUGGAAUGCUGUGCAGACUCUACUUGGCUGUACUCUACUACAAUGAGAAUGCUGACCGACCACAAGCCAAAACUUCUGCUGGAGAACCAGUCUUCAAGGUGCACUUCCCAAAGGCCAAGAAGGGAGAGUGUGUGGCUAAACCAGUUAAGACUGAGCCAACUUUUCACUAUGUUCAGGACUUGAUGGACCUGAUCUUCGAAAAAGUCUUUGUGGACCCGGCGCCUUACAUGGAGGAGGUAAUGAAGAUUCCCAUCCCAAGAGACUUGUGAGCAGAGUAUGUGCGACCAGACAAGGAGGAGGUCAUCG